GCAGCCUGGAGGGAAGCAGCGUGCCACGUUGUCCAGCCUGCCCAGACAGAGCUCGUGUAUCUUGUGUCUCCACGGGAAUACCUCAGAAAGGACCACCCACCAUGUCGGCAGUUACGGAGGUUCAGAACAACACAACCGAGGCCCUGGCCGCCCUGGUAGAUGGGGGUGAAGAGGCCCUGGUGACGCUGGUGGCGGGCGAGACGAGGGUGGCGGCUCACAGGGCCGUGUUGGCAGCCGCGAGCCCCGUGUUCGCAGCGAUGUUCGCGCACGACAUGCUGGAGGCCAGCUGCGGCCAGGUGAGCAUCGACGACGUGGAGGGCCCGGUGCUGAGGCUCCUGGUGGCCUACACGUAUACCCUGCAGGCCCCCCAGCUGCCCGACACGGCCGCCCAGCUGCUCUCGGCGGCCGACAAGUACGGCUUGUCGGCCCUGAAGGCUGCCUGCGAGCGGCAGCUGAUCUCGCAGUUGGCCGUCGAGACCGCAGCGGCGACGGCCGUCACGGCAGUGAGGCACUCGUGCCCGGACGCCACCAGGGCUGCCGUCGCCUUCAUAAAGGACCACCCGCAGGUGAUGGCCACGCGCGGCUGGGCGGACGCUGUGCUCGAGUACCCGCAAGAAGUCAUUGAAGUCAGCAGUAUGCUCGGUGAGCCACCGGCAGAAGCCAGCUCGCCGACCGCCACAGGGGGCGGGUCCACCCCCAACUCUGACAGUCAACCCCACAACGGCCACAGCCAGACGGCUGCUGCAGCUGCGCCUCCCACGUCAGCCCGACACACCCCUCCACCUGAUGACGCAGCCGUCUCUCGCUUCCGGAGCCUUUCUGAUGCAGAGCGAGGCAGGAGGCUGAGAGAGGCGGCUAAGGAGGGGGCGGUGGAGGAGGUGCGGGCGUUGCUCGCGGCUGGGGCGGACGUGGGGGCGAGGGACGGGGACGGGUGGACCGCCCUGCACUGCGCUCAACAGGUGGCGUCAGACAGCCCGCGCAAACGGCCGGCGCAGUCGCCGAGGGGAAACUCGCAGGUGGGGGCGCGACGCAGAAUGCGGGCAGCGAAUCCGGCAGAGGGCCGCGCAUGCGCAGAAGCAGCGGCGGGGCGGGAGCAGGCGGUGCAAGUUCCCAAGGUGGCGGCCUCUAGCCGGCCGGCGCUGUGCGGCUCUGCUCUGCGAGCUCCGUUUGAUCAGGGGCAGACGGCCGACAGUGCAGAUGAGUAA
Molecule: messenger RNA, 1205 nt
Organism: Schistocerca serialis cubense
Lineage: Eukaryota; Metazoa; Arthropoda; Insecta; Orthoptera; Acrididae
Exons: 6
Coding region: 102-1205 (367 amino acids)
Biological process (GO): proteasome-mediated ubiquitin-dependent protein catabolic process; regulation of proteolysis
Cellular component (GO): cytoplasm
Molecular function (GO): ubiquitin protein ligase binding
Source: RefSeq, a predicted model, not a curated record